Oryzias melastigma (Indian medaka) is the source of this 3008-nucleotide messenger RNA. It is a transcript of the gene tlk1a, whose product is annotated as tousled-like kinase 1a. Gene Ontology annotation, cellular component: nucleus. NCBI's taxonomy places the organism in Eukaryota, Metazoa, Chordata, Actinopteri, Beloniformes, Adrianichthyidae. The transcript has 21 exons. Gene Ontology annotation, molecular function: protein serine/threonine kinase activity; ATP binding. Bases 163 to 2310 code for a protein of 715 amino acids. Gene Ontology annotation, biological process: intracellular signal transduction; chromosome segregation; peptidyl-serine phosphorylation. The record is from RefSeq and is a predicted model, not a curated record.
AAAGCUCUGAGCCAAACAUGGAGGUCAUGAUUCCUGCCGUUUAAAAACACAAACGAAUCGCCAUCGCGAUAAGAAUUUGCACACGCUGCGUGACGUGACACUGGCAACCACUUGAAGACGGAGCCCUGGACCCGGAGCUGUGCUGAGGUGUGAAGAGGCACCAUGGAGGAGCUUCACAGCCUGGAUCCCAGGAGGCAGGAGCUGCUGGAAGCACGUUUUAUGGGCGGGGUUGGUGGGAGCACAGGAGGCAGCACCUGCAGCACAAGUGCAGGUACCAAAGGAUUGACCAAUAAUGAAUGUUCAAAUCAGAGCUUUGGAAGUCUAGGAUCCUCCAGCGAUAAGGAGUUAGAGACUCCGGAGAAAAAACAGUCUGAAGCAGCCAGAGGCAGAAAAAGGAAACCUGAGACCCAGUCAGAGAGCAGCCAAGGAAAGUCGGGCGUUCGAGGACCCAAAAUAAGUGACUAUUUUGAUUUCCAAGGUGGAAAUGGGUCCAGUCCUGUGAGAGGUCUCCCUUUAGUGCUGCGCUCACCCCAGAACUCACAUUCCCACUCUGCUCAGGGCACCGCUGUUAGACAAAAUUGUUCAUCUCCCACCUGUCUGUCGUUUGGGGACCACAUAAUGCAUCCAAAGCAUCUAGCAGCCAAAUUUGUCCAGACUGACCUUACAAUGCUGAAACUGGCUGCUCUCGAAAGCACUAAGAAUUUAGACCUUGAGAAGAAAGAGGGCCGAAUAGAUGACUUACUAAGGGCAAACUGUGAUCUCAGGAGGCAGAUAGACGAGCAACAAAAAUUACUUGAAAAGUACAAGGAACGUUUGAAUAAGUGCAUCACCAUGAGCAAGAAGUUGCUUAUAGAGAAGAGCACACAGGAGAAGCAGGCCUGUCGAGAGAAGAGCAUGCAGGACCGACUACGUUUAGGCCAUUUCACUACAGUGAGACACGGAGCCUCAUUCACAGAGCAGUGGACCGACGGCUACGCUUUUCAAAACAUUGUCAAGCAGCAGGAUCGGAUAAACCAACAGAGAGAAGACAUUGAAAGGCAAAGAAAACUUCUUGCCAAGAGGAAGCCUCCAUCUUCCAGCAGCUCCCAAGCACCAGCCACAAACUCUGAGUCUAAACAACGCAAAACCAAGGCCGUGAACGGAGCGGAAAGCGAUCCCUUUCUGAAACCCAGUCUACCUCAACUGCUGACACUGGCAGAGUACCACGAACAGGAAGAGAUCUUCAAACUGCGACUGGGACACCUGAAGAAGGAAGAAGCUGAGAUCCAGGCAGAGCUGGAGCGUUUAGAGAGGGUCCGCAACCUUCACAUUAGAGAGCUGAAGAGAAUAAAUAAUGAAGACAGCUCCCAAUUCAAGGAUCACCCAACACUGAAUGAACGGUAUCUGCUCCUGCACCUUUUAGGAAGAGGCGGCUUUAGUGAAGUUUACAAGGCUUUUGACUUGAUUGAACAGCGAUAUGCUGCAGUGAAAAUUCACCAACUCAACAAGAACUGGCGAGAAGAAAAGAAGGAGAACUAUCACAAACACGCAUGUCGAGAGUACAGAAUACACAAGGAGCUGGACCACCCCCGGAUCGUAAAACUUUACGACUACUUCUCAUUGGACACAGACACGUUUUGCACCGUGAUGGAGUUCUGCGAAGGCAAUGACCUGGAUUUCUACUUGAAGCAGCAUAAGCUAAUGUCAGAGAAAGAGGCGCGCUCCAUCGUCAUGCAGAUAGUCAACGCGCUCAAAUACCUAAAUGAAAUCAAGCCUCCCAUUAUUCAUUAUGACCUUAAGCCAGGGAACAUCCUGUUGGUGGACGGCACGGCCUGUGGAGAGAUAAAAAUCACAGACUUUGGUCUUUCCAAAAUCAUGGAUGACGACAACUAUGGAGUGGAUGGAAUGGAUCUGACAUCACAGGGCGCAGGAACCUAUUGGUACCUGCCACCUGAAUGUUUUGUGGUCGGUAAAGAACCUCCCAAAAUCUCCAAUAAGGUGGACGUGUGGUCAGUGGGCAUCAUUUUUUUCCAGUGUCUGUAUGGAAGGAAGCCUUUUGGCCACAACCAGUCCCAGCAGGACAUCCUGCAGGAGAACACCAUCCUCAAAGCUACAGAGGUCCAGUUCCCCGUGAAGCCCGUCGUCAGUAACGAAGCCAAGGCCUUCAUCAGAAGGUGCCUGGCGUACAGAAAGGAGGACCGGAUUGACGUUCACCAACUGGGAAGUGACCUCUACCUGCUUCCUCACAUACGAAGAUCAAGUUCGUCUGGGAAUCUACAGAUGAGCGCGGCUGGCUCGGGCCUAGCCUCCUCCAGCAUAAUCUCAAACUGACACUUGUUAGAAAACAUGUCCGGACAGCAGACUCUCAGAGGCUUGGACUUAAAGAAAAGGAAAAGUCACACAGAACUUUCGAAUGACCUCCUGACCUGUACCGAGCUCCGCUUGUACAAGAGGGCUUUCAACAACCGAUGGACAGUGAAGGGACGUUUUAAGGACACGGAGAAACGGAUCGUUUUAAGGGUCCGGCGAAAGCACUGAAACAGACUAUGUACCAUGAAGAAAAUGUGAUUGGACGCUCUGUCAGAUGGAUAAAGCCUUAAAGGGCCGAAGGGAGAUUCAGGAGCCCGCAAUUUAGUUGAAAUAUUUUCCUCCAGGAUGCAAAUGACUCCGCUGCUAGAAGUGAAUUUACUGUGAGAAGACCGUUAAGUAGAACUGCAAAGAUUUUUUUUCUUUUUUUCCCUCCCCCUUGAUUUGGGUAACUUUUGUUUUCCCCACAAAUCUUAGGAUUAAAUUUGAGUUACUUUAGCCAUGGCAAAUGUAAUGUGUAGCAUACAGGUAGGGUGGAGCAGCAUACUAAAUGCACAAAGUAACCAAAUGUAGGAAAAAAAGUGAUGUAUAAAACCCUAUGCAGGAAUAAUAAUUGAUCAAUUGGAAAGUGCACAUGCUGUAUAGAGGAAUUUUCGGAUUCUGAGCUGCAGCAUUGAUGUGUUCAAAGAUUUAAAUGUUUCCCAACACAGUUUUGGAGUGGU